AAAUGGGAAAGAACCGCAUUGCAACGUAGGAGAACUAGCGAGAGAGAAAAUGGCUAGUACCUACUCCUCGGCUCUUCUCGCAUCUCCUUCUGUUAACCCCUCCUCGGUUGCUCCCUUGAAGACUUCGUUUCUUGGGUUUCCAGUUGCGGCUUCGAAUCCUUCUUUUCGUACUCGAGCACUUCCUUCUGCGGGGCAGACCCUUCAUAUCCGGUGUCAGAGUACCCCAGUAUUCCCCAAAGGUCAAGAAUGGAUGUUUGAUGAAUCUCUUCUCGAUGGACCGGAUGUUUGGAAUACUACAUGGUACCCAAAAGCUGCAGAUCAUGUAAACACGGAAAAACCUUGGUAUAUUGUUGAUGCUAAUGACAAAAUUUUGGGGAGACUAGCAUCGACAAUUGCUAUUUAUAUACGUGGAAAGAAUCUGGCAACAUAUACCCCCAGUGUGGACAUGGGAGCAUUUGUUAUUGUGGUGAAUGCAGAAAAAGUGGCUGUAUCUGGUAAGAAGAGGACACAGAAACUCUAUAGGAGGCAUUCAGGAAGGCCUGGUGGUAUGAAGGUGGAGACAUUUGAUCAACUCCAACAAAGGAUUCCAGAAAGAAUAAUCGAACAUGCUGUCCGUGGGAUGCUCCCUAAAGGCCGAUUGGGUAGGGCUCUCUUCAAUCAUCUCAAGGUGUACAAGGGUCCGGACCACCCGCAUGAGGCCCAAAUGCCCAUUGAGCUGCCCAUAAGGGACAAGAGGAUACAAAUACAGAAGUAGGUGUGGCACUUACUGUUGCUGAUCACUUUGCAUGUAUUCACUGGUCUUCCAUGCUUCAAAUUCUAAUAUUCUGUGUGGAGAGUUUCUAGGGUGGUAGUUAGAAGCUAAGUUGCAUUUUCACUUCCUAUCUUCUGCUGUAUGAUGGAGUAAUAUGUUCAGAACUACAAUUUCUAUUAUGUGUACGAUCCAUCGGAAGGAAACAUGUGUUUGAUUAAUUGAGACUUAAAUUUAGUGGUUGGAGUGAUGGGAGGUCCUUUUUU
Messenger RNA from Telopea speciosissima, 1014 nucleotides. RefSeq names its product 50S ribosomal protein L13, chloroplastic. Gene Ontology annotation, biological process: negative regulation of translation; translation. The transcript is spliced from 4 exons. The record is from RefSeq and is a predicted model, not a curated record. Gene Ontology annotation, molecular function: structural constituent of ribosome; mRNA binding. Lineage: Eukaryota; Viridiplantae; Streptophyta; Magnoliopsida; Proteales; Proteaceae. The coding region runs from base 50 to 754 and encodes 234 amino acids. Gene Ontology annotation, cellular component: ribosome; cytosolic large ribosomal subunit.